Wickerhamiella sorbophila is the source of this 1047-nucleotide messenger RNA. RefSeq names its product tRNA-splicing endonuclease subunit SEN2. NCBI's taxonomy places the organism in Eukaryota, Fungi, Ascomycota, Dipodascomycetes, Dipodascales, Trichomonascaceae. Gene Ontology annotation, molecular function: tRNA-intron lyase activity; nucleic acid binding. Gene Ontology annotation, cellular component: tRNA-intron endonuclease complex. The coding region runs from base 1 to 1047 and encodes 348 amino acids. The record is from RefSeq and is a predicted model, not a curated record. The transcript has a single exon. Gene Ontology annotation, biological process: tRNA-type intron splice site recognition and cleavage; tRNA splicing, via endonucleolytic cleavage and ligation.
AUGAAAGGCAGCUGGAAUAAAAAAAUUAACGAGGUGUACGUAGAUCCGCUGCCCUUCGAGGUGCAGCCUCUACCAACGCUUAUUCUGCACAAUCCUGUUUCAGUUCUUUACUUUUUAUACAAAUUAUGCUUUUCCCCAGCUCCAAGACAGGUCAAGAUCGCCGGCACCUUCGAUCCAAACGACCCUUCAAUGGCCGUGCGUGUCACUGACGAAAGCACAAUGCUGCGGUUAUGGGAGAUGGGAUUCUUUGGCAAAGGUAGUCUCAGUCGCUCGGAACCCUCAUGGUAUGGCCGUACCUGUCGUCGGCUAGGUCUCGAUGGCGGCGAAAUGAGCUUGGAAGAGCUCACAGAACUCCGUCGGCAAAAGCGCCGUAUCUUGAAACGUGAGCGUGAUCUGGCCGAAAGACAAGAGCUUCACAACAAACUUGUUGCCGAAGGUCGUGCCGAGCCGGUUAAUUUGAUUGAGUUGGCUGCUCUCGCCGAGGAAGAUGCUCAACCUCCGAUUCGCGACGAGGAUCGUGAGCUGGUGAAGGGUGAUACUAUUAUCAAGCUCGAGCAUUUGCAACUCAUGCCUUGCGAAGCACUUUUUCUGCAGCUCGGUCUAGGUGUGCUUGAUAUAAGUGACAACGACGGCGUGAUGUCUAUCAUGAAGUCCGUUGAAAGCUUAGCCAAAGGAAAGCUUCUCACUGAAUACAUCGCGUAUCACUACUACCGGUCUUUGGGUUGGUGUGUACGUUCGGGUGUCAAGUUUGGCACAGACUUUAUACUCUACCGCCGAGGGCCACCUUUCCAGCAUGCAGAAUUUGCCGUCAUGGCGGUGUACGCCAAUCGACAUGAAAUACAUGAUUGGUGGUGGAGUCAAGGAGUCGCGCGGGUUGUUGGAAGCGUUAAAAAGACCCUGGCUUUUGCCUAUGUUGAAGGCCCUGAUCCAGAUCUUGUCGACUAUAGUGAGAUCAAGACGAUCAGUGAUUGGAGGGCUCUGCUGGCACAGUACUCAGUUCAAUCAGUUAUUUAUUCGCGGUGGACCCCUAAUCGCACGCGUGAUUAA